GUCACACACAGUUAUCGAUCCAAAACUGAAUGGAAUGAGCCGCGAGUCCAUUUCCCGACGCACCCAUUCACCCAUUCCUUGUCAGGUCCACCGACCCGCACACCAUGCAAUGCAAUGAGCCACAGGUAGCCAACUAGAUAAACGCCCCCGCACUGCACCCACCCACCCAGUCACAGACUAGCACAACACACAACACACACAUGUCAGGCUAUCUGUGUGCAUCAAUCACAUCAGCACGGUUGUCGGUCUUCCUUAGACAUUGAGGUUCAAUGUGCAGAGGAAGUCGUCUAUCUUGGAGGCGCACAUCUCAUACACCGCCCUCUGCGACUCACGAUCCUUCGUCCCCCCUUCCCUCUCCUGCACGUCCUCUUCAUCGUCUCUCUCGCUACUCGCCGCUCCUGCCGGCUCUGUCGGUCUCUCUGAUGGCUGCGAUGGCGGUUGCCUUUCGUCUUUGCUCGAUGCUGCCGUUGGUAGUGGCGGUGCUGAUGACGUGGAUGGCUCACUGGGCAGUGAGUCUGUGGGUGCGGCCUCCCUGGCGUCCUUGUCGGCCGCCGGCCUCUCCUUCUUGCCUCUGCGUGUGCUGCCGCCGCCCUUGGCCCGCUGUCGGUUGCCGGCCGUGGGUGAGGUCUCCUGCUGCUCCUCUUUGCUGAUGCCAUAGAUGUCAGCCAACGCCUCCUGAUGGGCGGGCACACACACAUACGCACAGCAUGAGCCAAAUGUGGUCGGUGUGUCCCUCUCUGUGUGGUGGUGGGGGUGGCGUCACCGAUGCGUCCUCACUUACCAUGAUGUCGUCAAUCACGGGGAUCGUAUCGACGUCUUCUCUGUUCUGGAUGGUCGCCGCAGAUGCCCUAACCAGACGGACAAAGUCCUGGUGGCACGUGAGACGCCCCUCAGCACUGGAGGGUGAUGCUGUUGGCAGGGCGGAGCUCUCGGGGGCCGAGGGGUACAGCAGACUGUCCAGAUUGAGGGCCAUGAACCGACUGGCCUGAUGCAGAAGACGGUCCACCUGCAAACAGACAGGAACGAAGGAAUGACGUCAGGAGAUAUCGGCUGGGUGGAUGGGUGGAUGGCCGUACUCGAAGUAGGUCUGAGAGGUGAUACAAUGAACACACAUUUCCGAGGGUGAUGUGGCACGCCAACACGCUGCCACACGUCGCUUUCAGACCUGCAGACAUGGUCAAGCGUGUUUCCAUGAUGCGGGGUGCACACGCGCCUUCCUUCCCGCACCCACCAGGCAGCAUGUAUAGGCUUGCGAUGUCGAGCAGCUCAAUCAGUGCCGUGUCGCACUUGCGGAAGGCCGCCUCAUUCAGCUCACAACGCACCUCGUGGUGCAACACCGUGUCCGUGUACAAAUACUGACAGACAGACAGACAGACGGACGGACAGGCGGCCACCGCGUCGUCACAAGACGUCUCCCGCCUUUCUCCUUUGAGCGUCUUCACCACGCACCUCAAGCAGCAGAGAGAACCCCAGCAGUGAGACGCUAGAGAGAUGGACAGUGAGCAUCGGCCGCGCCGACCACUUGUCCGCAUCUACCGCCAAGCGGCUGUCUUGUGUGGUGUUAGAUGAGAAGCUCCCCGACUGUGAGCUGCCGGCCGACACGUUAACACCCACCGCCCCCGCGGCCCCCACCUCGCAGAAAUGUGACGCAAACAGUGUCUGGAAAUACUCAGCACGGGACUGCACAACAGAACACAACACCAGAGGCACCGUCCACACAGGCAGUCAGUCAAGUCGUCUGUGGAUCGCCCUGCCCUCUGCCGUACCUCAAACAUCAAUCUGUGGCAUCUGAAUCGCAUCGGUUUCUCCAGCUCAUUGUGGACCUCCACGGUCAGAUCGCAGGUCGACAGCAGGUCACCGUGAAGGGGUGGCGAGCGGGGGCUGCCGCGGUGCUCGUGGCUGGCGUGGGUGAGGAUGGCCUUGACCACUGGCCGCAUGGCCGAUGCCAUGGAGAAGGGGUAGGCGGGGGAAGGAUCCAGGACUACAGACACCGGCCGGUGUAGAAGCUUCUUCUGUCAUAUGGGCACACGCACACACACACACAGCCGCCAUGAGUGAGUGUGUGCCCGGCGAAUGGAUCAUCCAUCUCAUCUCCCUCACCAUGUGGCCUUUCUGGAAUUUCUCCCCUACUUGCUGUAAAGGCACACACGAUAAACGCACCUUAAAGGCAUGCAGACACGCCCACCAAUCAGUGUUCAGGGCCUCGUUCUCACCUUCUCCUCGAGGACGGCCUUUUUGAGUGCGUCGAGCUUCAUGAUGUUGGCGGCCUUCAGCACCUCGGGCACACUCGCCAGCGGCACCUCCAGCCUUUCAGUGUACAGCCACUUGAUGACCUCUGCACACACACAUACAAUACAAUACAAUACAGCACACACCGAAUCCAUUUGGAUGCACUGCGCAUCCCAAUUCUUGCUCCACCUCACCGAAGUAGGUCGACCAGGAUAUGCUGUACCUGCAGCAAUCCACCCACACAGGCACAGCAACUUCAUAGGCGCACCAAACAACCGGCCAGACAGCUCCGUCUUGGCUCACUUUGAGAGGACGUUGAUGACGCAUCGCCUCCUGUGCUGCUCCUUCUGCAGCGUGCGCCUGAGGUAGUGGCUCCUCGCCAUGAGCACCAGCUUAUGCGCGUGGAUGAGGCCCCUCUCGCCCGCCCCGCUCUCCCAUCCAUUCUGGCCCUCCAGCUCCUCCACAUGAACGCGGAACGCCUCGGACGAGGGCGACGCGCGUGCGAGGAAGGUCGGCACACCUUGACCGGCGACGGUGAAGUGCAGAUCUGCCAGCGGCGACCUCUCGAACAGCUCUCGCCAGGUCUCCGAGUAUCGAUCCCGCUGCGCCGACGAGGUCGUCUGCUUGUACUGGGCAAGCAGGUUGCGGAUCUGAUCCGUCAGGGCGCCAUACAUGCAUCUCUCGCCGUCAAAUGUGCCCGGCUGACACUUGGCGCCUUUCUCCAGAAGAUACAUGACGGUGUCCAGAUGGCCGGCGAAACACGCAUAGUACAAAGGCGUCGCAUCCCAUUGGUCACGCACCUGCAAACAAGCAGCACACAACGGGCAACAAGUGUGUUCGGUUCGGGCUCUGAUGUGGCGUGUGUGUUUGUGCGGUUACUUACAUUGAUGUUGUAUUUCUCCUCCUCCACAAAGUGGCGGACCAGCUCCAUGUUGCCGGUUCUGCAGGCGAUGCAGAAGUCAUCGAGUCUGUGCGGCUUCUGUUGCUGGACCAUCGCCACUCACAAACUCCUGGCCCAAAAAUGCUCUCUUGCCCCAUCUACGUAUACACGGCAGCGAUGUUUUCCCUUUUGCCGCCGAAUACGACGACACAACACCUUCCACGCCGCCCCUGUUGCGAAAACCUUUUG
Molecule: messenger RNA, 3358 nt
Organism: Vitrella brassicaformis
Lineage: Eukaryota; Vitrellaceae
Source: the annotation of a GenBank genome assembly